UGAGCGUGCAACGAUACUUCGGAAACAAAUUUUGCGUUCCACGCUCAACAUGGUGUACCUAACUUUCACAUCUGACCAACCUCAGGACACAUGGCUUCGUCAGCCUCUCAAGCUGCCAGGCGUCUGCGAUUGCUCUCACAUAUGGAUUCUGAUUUUCCAAUCUCCUUGACGUAUGCCGUCAAAAAUGGUGUCGAGAUUCCGCUGGACCUAUAUUUACCAAGCAAUCCGAAGGGUCUCCCAGUGCUAAUAUGGUUCCACGGUGGCGGCCUACUUCAAGGUCGAAGGGACGCAGUACCUCCCCAUUUCCAUGAUGCCCUCCAAAAGUAUCGAUUCGCUUUCGUUUCAGCAGACUAUCGACUGGCUCCGCAAGUAGGCGUAUCCGAUAUCUUUGAGGAUGUCGAGGCAUGCAUUGCAUACGUUCGUUCGCCGCAAGGGCUGGUGGCCCAUUUAGCAGGCCCAAACUGCCAAGAGGCCAUAGAUCCGACACGUAUUGCCGUGUCUGGGAGCUCUGCUGGGGGCUACCUUGCCCUUCUCGCUGGGCUUUACACAGAACCAAAGCCGAACGUGAUCAUGCCAAUUUACCCAAUCACGGAUCCUCUAGGCACAUUCUUCAUCACACCACAGCCGAUUCCUAUAGACAAAAAUGUGGAACAAUCAAAUAUUGCAACAUUCAUGGAUCCACAAGGCACCGUUAUAGCAAAUAAUGAUCCAAAGACGGGUAGAACUUUCAGCUACUUCUGGAUGAUGCAACAGGCCAAUCUCGCAAGACUGCUCAGAAUCCCUGUCAAGCGAGGCGAAGAGCAAGACCGAUGGAGAAUCUCGAGACAAAUUCGUAAACAUCGUCUGCCGCCGACGUAUGCUGUGCAUGGCGAUGCGGACCGGUUUGUUGGCGUUGAGCAAUGCGAUGAAGUUGUUGGAGUCAUGGUGGCGGAGAACAUAGUGUUCAAAUAUGAUCGCAGGCAUGAUCUAGACCAUAUGUUCGACAGCGCGCCUGGGACGGAUCUGAGUGGCAUGUACGAGUUUAUGAUGCAGCAUAUUUGAUGCAUUGCCUGAUAAGCAACGAUGGAGCUGAGCAAUCGAGGUCAACGUAAGGAAGUACAAAUUGUCGAAUAUCAAUCCAUCCAUAGAUGAGCAUCGUCUUCAAAGACGCAGUAAACAUCCCUUCAUCGAUUGGCCGCUCUCGUAUUAAUCAAUUCCAAGACUGCUCGGAAGCCAUAAAAUGUUUAGGUCAUCAAUUUCUCUUUGUCAGCCGACU
This is a messenger RNA of Dissoconium aciculare CBS 342.82, 1255 nucleotides long. Its product is annotated as alpha/beta-hydrolase. Lineage: Eukaryota; Fungi; Ascomycota; Dothideomycetes; Mycosphaerellales; Dissoconiaceae. Gene Ontology annotation, molecular function: hydrolase activity. Bases 91 to 1041 code for a protein of 316 amino acids. The transcript is spliced from 2 exons. The record is from RefSeq and is a predicted model, not a curated record.